Molecule: messenger RNA, 1412 nt
Organism: Nomascus leucogenys (northern white-cheeked gibbon)
Lineage: Eukaryota; Metazoa; Chordata; Mammalia; Primates; Hylobatidae
Gene: CUNH17orf75
Product: chromosome 14 C17orf75 homolog
Cellular component (GO): trans-Golgi network
Source: RefSeq, a predicted model, not a curated record
GGAGCGGUUUGGCGGAGACACAGGGCCGCUCAGAGGCCGCCGCGAUGCUCCCUUCCUUGCAGGAGUCGCUGGAUGGAGAUGAAAAGGAACUAGAGAGCAGCGAAGAGGGAGGUUCAGCCGAGGAGCGGAGACUCGAGCCGCCGUCCAGCAGCCACUACUGUCUUUACAGCUACCGCGGAAGCAGAUUGGCACAGCAACGAGGGGACAGUGAUGACGGAAGCCCAAGUGGCACAAAUGCAGAAACUCCCUCUGGUGAUGAUUUCAGCCUCUCCUUGGCAGAUACUAAUCUACCAUCCGAAGUGGAGCCAGAGCUGCGCAGUUUCAUUGCUAAGCGUCUUUCAAAAGGUGCAGUCUUUGAAGGGCUGGGUAAUGUUGCAUCUGUGGAGCUAAAAAUUCCAGGUUACCGAGUUGGUUGUUAUUACUGCCUUUUCCAAAAUGAAAAACUGCUUCCUGAAACAGUAACAGUAGACUCUGAACAUAACCCUUCAGAAUAUGUGGUCUGCUUUUUAGGAGGGUCUGAAAAAGGACUUGAGCUUUUCAGGCUUGAAUUGGACAAGUACAUUCAAGGGCUGAAAAAUAACAUGAAUUGUGAGGAAAGGGGCCUGGAGAGUCACAUAAAAUCCUAUCUGAGCAGCUGGUUUGAGGAUGUUGUAUGCCCAAUCCAAAGGGUUGUUCUUCUCUUUCAGGAAAAGCUUACCUUUCUGCUACAUGCUGCUUUGAGUUACACUCCUGUUGAAGUUAAAGAAUCAGAUGAAAAAACAAAGAGAGACAUUAACAGGUUUCUGAGUGUGGCCAGUCUUCAAGGACUUAUUCAUGAAGGCACCAUGACUUCUUUGUGCAUGGCCAUGACAGAGGAGCAGCAUAAGUCUGUGGUCAUCGAUUGCAGCAGCUCCCAGCCUCAGUUCUGCAAUGCAGGAAGUAACCGGUUUUGUGAGGAUUGGAUGCAAGCUUUUUUAAAUGGUGCUGAAGGAGGUAACCCUUUUCUUUUCCGACAAGUACUGGAGAACUUUAAACUAAAGGCCAUACAAGACACAAACAAUUUGAAGAGAUUUAUCCGACAGGCAGAAAUGAAUCAUUAUGCUUUGUUUAAAUGUUACAUGUUCCUAAAGAACUGUGGUAGUGGAGAUAUACUUUUGAAGAUUGUUAAAGUGGAACAUGAAGAAAUGCCUGAAGCCAAAAAUGUGGUAGCUGUCCUUGAAGAAUUCAUGAAAGAAGCUCUUGACCAAAGUUUUUGAUCGUAUGUUUUGAGAUAACUGUAUGAUCAAAUAUAUUUGUAUAUUAAGUCUUACUGUUUGAAAUUGCAGUUAUAAUUGUUCAUAGGAUUGCUAUUUAAGAUGAUUUGAAACUCAGUACAGAUUUUCUUUUCGUAUUUUACCAAUUUAACUUAAACAAAAAUCUGAGGAACAUCUUCA